AUGGGGUCGUACCUAUCUCUCCCAAAAAGACAACAACCUUCUCAUCGCGAGAAGCGUCAAAGAUCACCAGAAGUCGACGAUAACAACGACAUUACUACCACCGCUUCCAAUACGCCCAAAAGACAAUGCGUCGAGAAAUCACCCCUUUUAAACUACGAAGAUCUCUGCGCAAAUGUUGGACACGCCGCUCGGACAAUGAACAAAUAUCUGAAGAGGAAGUCCAAGGAGUACUACUGGCUUCGUGCGCGUACAGAUCACCUCGUGCAAACUGAUGAGGAGCACGAAGCGAUAUUAAAGAAGGAAAAGGAGUUAAAUGAGCUUGUGCAUAAGAUGCGUGAAGUUUUAGAGGUUUUGACGGAUUUGUUGGAAGAAAAUAAGCCUUCUACUCUGAGAGGGCUUGGUUGA
Molecule: messenger RNA, 405 nt
Organism: Talaromyces amestolkiae
Lineage: Eukaryota; Fungi; Ascomycota; Eurotiomycetes; Eurotiales; Trichocomaceae
Exons: 1
Coding region: 1-405 (134 amino acids)
Source: RefSeq, a predicted model, not a curated record